UUGUACUGUACUGCGCAGAAAGACUCCACCAAGACGAGCGCCGAUGGGAGGUGAAUCUUGUCACCGAUUGAAUCAGUUCGAUUCUACCAUUUACGAGUAUAAUAUGUUGGCAAGAGACUGCUCUCGCAAUUGUCGGAACAGACCGACUUCAGCAUACAAGCAGGGAACGAAAACUCGCUGGGAAUUGGAGUAUCACCGAAGAUGAAUCUACGUUCCUCGAAUUUUCAUCGACUCUCAAGUGGCAAAAAAAAACCGUACUAUUGUGCAUAGUCUUUGCUUCAUAAUUUCACGCACACUUCCAACAAGCAGAAGAAUCAGGCGGCGGCCGUACUGGAGGAAUCGGAGCUAUACCCAAUGAAGAUACCGGUGGUGGCUGAGCCUUUCAAAUCCUUUCUCUACCUCUUGCGAUUAUAUCCCGACCGUCAUAUUCGCGAAGGAGUCGACCCUCAGUCUUCGCGGUUCUACAACGUGUCCGUGCGCGCCUUUUCAAUCUCUUCUUCGCGUGGCGCACUUCCCAUCUCGCACAUUCGGAUACGUUACGUUUUUUAAUAUUCUCCAAGAUGCAGGCAUUGAUGAAUGCAUCUUCGAUGAGGAGUUUCUUCGAACACAGAGACGGUUACUCAUUGACGGGAACAACAGUGAUCGCGGACGGAACACCUUUCGAGACAUUGAGCAUCGAUGACAUUCCUGCGGAAGAUCCGAACAUUAUUGCGCCCACGAGCAAAGAUUGCAACAAUCUGCAACGACUACGGAUUAAAAAUACAUCAGGAACAUCACCGGACGAUAUCGUCACGCUGAUAAAUCGAUGUCGUUUCCUUCGGGAAUUGUCCAUUUCUUAUUCCAUGUUGAGCGAUGAUCUUCUAUUCGCGCUCAGCACCGAGGAACAUUGUCACUUGGAAACUGUGAGAAUCGAGGCACAACCCGAUUCUAAACCUUUGCCUCGAAUCACCGACGAAGCUUGGUUCGCUCUUGAGACUCAUUCUCCCCAAAUCAACGUCGUUCUUACAUCAUACCUAUCGGACGAAGAUGAUUGCGAUCCACUGCUAGCUACUUAUGUACCAAUAACUCAUCUCUACUUCGGCGGUGAGAUCCCAGCUCCGGUAGUGCAUCGAAUCGGUGACAAUUGUCCGCGUCUCGUUGAGCUUGUCGUCGGCUCGUACGAGUCGGACGUUAUAGAUGCAGAUUUGAUAUCAGCUGCCAACGGGUGUCCUCGUCUCAGCACCGUUGGUCUAGGACAUUGUGAAAUAACAUGUUCCGGAUUAGUCGACUUUGUUUCACGGUGUCGCGAACGUCUCCGCGUUCUUUACGUCUGGGAAACUUCUCUCAUUGAGGAUUGCGAAUUGGGAAUUGCGGAAACGGCGGCCGAAAUUUCGCGAUUGCUGGGUCGCCCGUGGGUCCCCGAAUAUGUUCCACCAUGGUGAUUCACAAUUUAAUUAAAUGAAUACUAUGGUAAAUAAUCAUUAUUCAACAACCUCUGAAAUAGGAAACAUUGUGAAAGAUUGAUGGGUUCACGCCUUCAAUAUCGCUACCAUUAAAGGAUUUUUUUGUUCUAAUCGACAAGCUCCUGUUGUACCAAAAAUAUAAACUUUAUUAGAUGAUAA
Messenger RNA from Venturia canescens, 1601 nucleotides. Its product is annotated as F-box/LRR-repeat protein 3-like. NCBI's taxonomy places the organism in Eukaryota, Metazoa, Arthropoda, Insecta, Hymenoptera, Ichneumonidae. Bases 561 to 1421 code for a protein of 286 amino acids. Gene Ontology annotation, biological process: positive regulation of protein ubiquitination. The transcript is spliced from 7 exons. The record is from RefSeq and is a predicted model, not a curated record.